AUGGACAAUCGCACAAUUGUACCGAACUCAAAGCUCGAGCGCCGUGAAACAUCGUCCUCUUCCAGUUCCUCCUGGAGCGAAAAAUUCCACUUUCCAUCCCUUGCUGGUCUUCGAUCCCGAACCUCUGCAAACUCAUCAAGAGACUUAAACACCCGCUCCAAGUUCUUCGGCUCCAGGUCUCAGUCGCCAGCACCAUUGGCGAUCCGGGAGAGCACUUUUUAUGAAGGAUCUCCAGCAAGCCCCCAUCGUUCUAGGGCCGGAAAACGGAACUCAGCUAUGUCAACGAGAGGCAGCAGCGAUUAUAAGAGGUACAGUGGAACCGUCAACCACUAUGGGCGGCACUCGAACGACUGGCUCUUCGGUGGCUUCAGCUUGAGAGAUACUGUUCGCGAUGGUGUUGAGAAGCUGCUACACAACCACGACAAGGAGAGCUGA
Messenger RNA from Paecilomyces variotii, 435 nucleotides. RefSeq lists its product as hypothetical. The coding region runs from base 1 to 435 and encodes 144 amino acids. The record is from RefSeq and is a predicted model, not a curated record. The transcript has a single exon. Lineage: Eukaryota; Fungi; Ascomycota; Eurotiomycetes; Eurotiales; Thermoascaceae.